UUCACACCCGUCGAUUGCGCGCAAUCCGCGCAGAGAUUUUGCCCAAGAUGGAUGACCGUGUUGAAUUCGACAUUAACGAGUCGCUCAAGUAUUACCUGAGCGAUCCCGCUUCGGUGCCCACGCCGGGUGCUCAUUCGACCUUGGUCGACUGCGAGAACGAUCCGGAAUCGCUCACGAAUUCUCUUAUCAAUAGUGCAUUGAAUCCGAUAGUGGACUCGGUGGCAGAGGAUCCUGAGGCUAUUACGAGAAGUUCCUCGUUUGAUACAUUACAGUUUUUGUUAAAAUCUGUUUCGAUAUUACCCACGCAUGCCUUGAGUAAGGUGUUCGACCUGGUCGUCUCCGCGCUCUCGGCAGAAGCCGACAUAAUCCAAAAUGACCUUGAGAGCGACGAACAAGAUCUUAUCCAACAUCACAAGAGACUAUUGGAGAUGUACGGCUUCCUUCUCCAGUGGACUGUCUCUGCGGUAGAAACGAAAGCUGCAGAGAAACCCGCUGCGGCUCCAGUUGCUAGAGGCAGAGGCGCUGGCAAAAGUGCUAAAUCGAGAACGAGCACAAAGGACGCGGCAUGGGAUCCUUCAACCCAGCUGCAGACAGCUUUGGAUAUCAUGUGCAAAGUCUUGAAGUUGAAGCUUGCCAAGCUAUUCAUGACAACAUCAGAGCGCGACACCUUCGUUAGUCUCUUUACACGGUCUGUUUAUCUCAUACUGGAAAGCGAGGCGCGAGUGAAGAAUACGUCGAUUCGCAUGCACACUUUCAAGGUUUUGUGCAUUGCUGUCAAGCACCAUGGACAUGCCUUUGGCGCGCAAACCUCCAUCAUUCAGAACUUAUCCUACUUUGAACAUCUUUCAGAGCCUAUGGCCGAGUUUCUACAUAUUCUUUCGGAGCAAUACGAUUAUCCUCAACUGGCAGAUGAAGUUCUUCGAGAUUUGAGCAACAAGGAGUUCAACAGCAACGAUAACAGAGGUCCAAAAUCGGUGUCUACCUUUAUGAUCAAACUUUCAGAGCUUGCACCUCGGCUUGUAAACAAACAGAUGACCAUGCUUGUCAAGCAGCUCGACAGCGAAUCGUACACUCUUCGCUGCGCAAUCAUUGAAGUCUGCGGAAACCUCAUUGCGGACCUCAGCAAACAGGUUGAGGAGAACGAGAGCCAUAAGACGCAAAUCAACGCUUUCUUCGAUGUUCUGGAAGAACGCUUCCUUGACGUUAAUCCUUACUGCAGAUGUAGAUGCUUACAAGUAUAUGCCAAGUUGUGCGAUCUGGAAACCAAGUUUCCCAAGCGCCGUCAAACCGCAGCAGAGCUGGCAGCAAGGAGUCUAGAGGACAAGAGUAGCAACGUCCGGAGAAACGCAAUCAAGUUGUUGGGUCGGCUCAUCGCAACUCAUCCCUUCAGCGUUCUUCACGGCGGACAGCUUUCAUACAAAGAGUGGAGCACUAGACUUCAAGCUGUGGAUGCCGAACUCGAUGCACUGAAGCCGCCAUCAGAUACUCCUGGCCUUGCAGAGAAGCCCGCCGCAGGAGACACUACGGUAGAUGACGAGCUCUUGGAUGAUGUCACUAAAAUGGACUUGGACGACGGGCCGGAGGAGCCUAAGGAAGAGCAAAUGACCGAGGAGCAACAAGCAGCAGCUAUGCAAAAAGCGGCGGAGGAAGCAGCCACGUCGGAGCAAAUUGGCAGGUUGAAGCUCACGAAACGAUACUAUGCCGAAGCGCUGCGGUUUAUUGAGGUUUUGCACAAUGCCUCGGAAAUUGUCUGCCAACUACUCUCUGCAAAGAACAAAAGUGAGGUGAUUGAGGCGAUGGAUUUCUUUGUCAUCAUUGAUGCCUACAAGAUCGAGACAGCGCGAGUCGGCAUUCGGCGAAUGCUUCGACUCAUUUGGACCAAAGGCAACAGCGACGAGGGCAAGGGCGUGCAGACUCAUCUUAUCGAAUGUUACAAAGGCUUGUUCUUCGAAGCUCCCGACUCCUUCAGCGCCAACGAUGCCGCCAACUACAUUGCUCGCAACAUGAUCAGUUUGACAUUUGGCGCCACGCCAGCGGAACUGACUUCUCUGGAACAGCUCCUUAGCACGAUGAUGAAGGCUGAACAUAUCUCUGAGCUAGUAAUCACAAAGCUUUGGCAAGUCUACGGCGUCCAGAAGAAGGAAAUCUCACGGAACCAGAGACGUGGAGCGAUUAUCGUUCUUGGCAUGCUUGCUCUGGCAGAUCCGGAUAUUGUUGUCAGAGAGAUGGAAACAAUGCUCAGGAUAGGGCUGGGCCCCCACGGAAGAGCUGAUCUUAGCCUUGCAAAGUACACCUGCGUCGCGCUCAAGAGAAUGAACCCUGGUCCCAAGAAGGCCAAAGAAUCUCCUAUCGCAACUUCCAAGUUGCCCAACGAUCACGCUGUCUUGACAAAGCUUGCUGCUAUCACGGAAGUUACUACAGACAACAAAGAAUGGUUCGGAGUUGCUGAGCAAGCAAUUGGAGCCAUCUAUGCUUUGUCAAAACACCCUGACAACCUUUGUUCAGAUAUUAUUCGACGCAAAACCAAGCAGGUCUUCCACAACCAGACUCAGCAAUAUGAGCAGGAAGAGGCUGCCGCCGCCGCCGAAAAGAGUGGAUUGCUGUCACCGCCUCCAGAGGACACCACAGAAACGCCGGCCACCCAGCAAAAGCCCCAGAGGAGCGCCCUCGGCCUGUCUCAACUCCUUUUCAUUGUUGGACACGUCGCUAUCAAGCAAAUUGUGCAUCUCGAAAUCUGCGAAUUGGACUUUAAACGACGAAAGGCCGAGAAGGAGAAGGCACUCCCGGCGAAUCCAUCUCCGAAGAAGGGCGGAAAUGCAGCAGUGGAUCAAGAUGAAUUAGACCUCAUCGGCGGCACGACAGAGGAUGACUUCACCGAAGCGAUGGCGCAUAUCCGUGAGCGGGAACUGCUCUAUGGCGAGCAUUCUCUGCUCUCAAAUUUUGGUCCUCUCGUCCGGGAGAUCUGCUCCAACAAUAUCAUCUACAAGGAUCGCAAUCUGCAGGCCAACGCUACGCUUUGCAUGGCAAAGCUCAUGUGCGUUUCCUCUGAAUAUUGUGAAGCCAAUCUGCCUCUCCUUAUCACCAUUCUCGAGCGGUCCAAGGAUCCGAUUAUUCGGAGCAACGUUGUCAUCGCACUGGGCGACAUGGCGGUGUGCUUCAAUCAUCUCAUUGAUGAAAACACAGACUUCCUCUACCGACGUCUGAAUGACCAGGAUGCCUCUGUGAAGCGGACAUGUCUAAUGACGCUGACCUUCCUCAUCCUCGCCGGACAAGUCAAGGUCAAGGGCCAGCUGGGUGAGAUGGCCAAGUGCCUCGAGGAUUCAGAUCGCAGAAUCGCCGAUCUGUCGCGCAUGUUCUUCACCGAACUGGCAACCAAGGACAAUGCCGUAUACAACCAUUUCGUGGACAUGUUCUCCUUGCUCAGCGCAGAGAAGAACCUUGAUGACGAGGCGCUCAGGAGGAUUAUCAAGUUUUUGGCUUCAUUCAUUGAAAAGGACAAGCAUGCCAAACAGCUUUCCGAGAAACUCGCUGCCCGCCUCGGUCGUUGCGAGAGCGAGAGACAAUGGAACGACGUUACGUAUGCGCUCUCGUUGCUGCACCACAAAAACGAAGAAAUUCAGAAGACGGUCGAGGCUGGAUUCCGCGUCGUUCAAACGACCGCUUAGUUUGGGACUUGUCGGUGUUAUUCUGGUAUUUUUUUCUGUAGAUUUUCUCCUUUGAAGGAGUUGUACAGGUCAUGUCGACGCUAUCUGAUUUGGGUGAAUUGCCAGGCAAUGUUGUGCUGGUUGUUGAAUGGGUGCAACGGGAACGUUUUCCAUAAUGGUUUUUUGGCGGUUUUGCGGUUUGGCGCUUUAGAAUUUGGCUUGACGAGGAUAUCAU
Messenger RNA from Xylona heveae TC161, 3879 nucleotides. RefSeq names its product condensin complex component cnd1. The transcript has 8 exons. Bases 48 to 3665 code for a protein of 1205 amino acids. Gene Ontology annotation, molecular function: histone binding. The record is from RefSeq and is a predicted model, not a curated record. Gene Ontology annotation, biological process: meiotic chromosome condensation; mitotic cell cycle; mitotic chromosome condensation. Lineage: Eukaryota; Fungi; Ascomycota; Xylonomycetes; Xylonales; Xylonaceae. Gene Ontology annotation, cellular component: nucleus; condensed chromosome, centromeric region.